Molecule: messenger RNA, 1580 nt
Organism: Rhipicephalus microplus (southern cattle tick)
Lineage: Eukaryota; Metazoa; Arthropoda; Arachnida; Ixodida; Ixodidae
Source: RefSeq, a predicted model, not a curated record
UCAUUCAUAAGAACUGGCUGGUUGGCGACAGCCAGUGCAUGUGGCCACCCGAAAUGAGGCAUUUAUGCAGCUUGUUUAGAGCUCAAGCAAGUCCAGGUCCUCACUGGUACCGGGUGCCCUGUGUUGUGCUGCAUAAAUAUGACACCUACGCUGAAGCACGACUCAACCUGUCCAAGGCAUCAGGGUCAUCUAGCUUCAGUGCUCAUGAGAAAAGUUACCGAAAGGGGAAACGCAAAAAAAAUCUAGGACGAUGGACUUCCCACAAGAGCAGCUUCCAUCACCACCUGCUUCCAUGCUUAAAAGAGCAAGAUAUAUUAGCCCGGACGCAGGUCUACCAGAGACCCACUCUGUCCUUUGUUGCCAACAAACUCGGUGCACAGUGAACCAAGAUGUGUUAGUGCAGCACAAAGGCCGGCCACCGAGCCACGGUCUACUUGGCAGUCGGCAAGCUCGGCACAGAGUGAAGCAAGAUGUGUUAGUCCAGCACAAAGGCCUGCAACCAAGCCACCAUCCGCUAUGCAGUCAGCAAGCUCAGCACAGAGUGGAACAAGAUAUAUUAGUCCAAUACAAAGGCCUACCAGUGACCCACUAGGUGUUUGGCCAUCAGUGAGAUCUGCACAUAGUGGUAAGGCAUGCCCUACGAUAUGUCUAUGCAGUAUGUUGUGUGACCAUAAGAUUUUCAGCGAUUAAUGGAAAAAGCAAGUGAAUUGCAUCAACUUCUCAAGACCAAGAAGUUUGUAGUAUUAAGCCACUACAUAUACUACAGGAUACGUGUGUUGCUACAAAUGGAUUUCCUAGACUUAGGUGCUGAAAUUCGGAUGUUGCUUGAGUUUUUAUUUAAACUACAUUUUUAAAUUACUACUGUCCUAAUUUGACUUUUUAUGUCCUCUAAGUGUUGACUGACCGAGACUGUGGACAGACAUAUUCAUGCAUGUUGCAUGUUUUAGAAGUGAUAGCAUCCGAGAAUGUGUUAGCAUGUGAAUAGCAUCCGAGAACCGGAUGCUCCAGACAGUUUUAAUCAGAAACGAGGAGCAAGAUAGGCAGCUGGAUGCAAUUCAAAGACGCAUCUGCCACGAAACACCUGAAGUAAGCAGCAACGAUGUCGUGGAGAACCAAUUUCUUGACGUCGAGGAAUUUGAAAACUUUGAUAGUGAACUUGCCGUCAAUGCAACCAUGAAGUCACAGUUGGUAUGGUUCCUUUCUUUUGAAUACGUAUUAAUUAGCUGAAGUAGAGUAGGCUGCAUGUUACUAAUAACAUAUUUUGCUUUUAUAGCUAUACCAGUUAUCUGGCAUUGGAGGUUCAUCAGUUGGCACAGCCACAAGACGAAUUCUAGAAUUGCUGCUCAGCCAUGAAGUGCCUGUGCAGUACAGCUGGGCAGGACAAAAGGGAAAGAAAAAAUUCAUGAACCUCAAUACACCAGAGGUUAUCUUUAAUGUUGCCUCGGACUACUCAGACUCAGAUGCCUGAAAACCUCUUCUGACCACCAAUUGUAAUUAAGGCUAGAAUAAAUUAUUUUCUGUCAAAAAACUUUGUUUCUUUUAUUGUCACAGCCAAGCACCUCUUUGUUGCUUGAUGCAGU